Schistosoma turkestanicum is the source of this 2446-nucleotide messenger RNA. The record is from the annotation of a GenBank genome assembly. NCBI's taxonomy places the organism in Eukaryota, Metazoa, Platyhelminthes, Trematoda, Strigeidida, Schistosomatidae.
AUGUUAACUUUGAAAUUGGUACAUGUACACAUUUUACUUAGUAUCAUCAUUUUGAAGUUCAAUGUUCAGUAUUCAACUUUGAUUCAAUCCGCUACUUCAUGGAUUAUUGAUGAUCAUGAUGAUGGAACUAAGUUGUCUCAUCAAAACUAUGCUGCAUGCAGGAGAUGUGAUACAAAUCAUGUUUGUCAUGAAAUAAUGUUCAAAGAUUUAAUCCGUGUAAGGGAUUUAAACGUUAUAACAAUAAAACUGGAUGGUACUUUGAAUAGUUUAAAUGAACCUGCUUUCGUUGGAUGUACUUGUGAAUUCAAUCCCAGUUCUAGGUCAACAAUAAUACCAACUGGUUCUGAAGUCUCAGGGAUAAAUCAUUUAUGCCCCGUGAAUUUGCCUGAUAUUGGCGAAACUUGUGAUCAUUCAAAUUCAGUCUGCAGAUCGCUUUCCGCACAAUGUGUUUCACAUGAUUUAUCAAACAAAAAGGUUUGCACUUGUCCAGUAAACACAAUCGCAGUCUAUCAGAUAUUCCUCAACUAUUUCGAAUGUUUUGCUGUAGUGAAUGAAUCCGCAUCUAACCUGUCAAAUAUCAAAAAAUUUGUCAGUGAUUAUUGUCAACCUUGUCAGAAAAUUAAUGGAACAUGUUAUGAUCAGAAUAAUGAUGGUAUACCAGAUGGAUGCCGAUGCCCGCCUGGUAGGUCAUUUAUUUAUAAAAGUGAUCGAUAUGAAAACUCACGAAACACUGCUGGUUCAAUGAAUCUUAUUCAACACAAGGAUGAAUUAAAGUUUCCUUGUCAACUGAAACACAUCGAAACGAAAUGCGAUGAACGACAACUCACAGUCUGUUACUUUCCGCAUACUUCGGGAAAAUUUCAAACACUACCUUACUAUCUUCAAAUGAAUAUGAUUCACAUAUCACUUGUACAGUCAAUGUAUAGCGAAUUAUCUGAUCAUCAGGAAUCUUGUUCAUUAAGCUCAAAAUUAAAACCAAUAUCAACUACUUCGGAUGCGGAAAAAAAUUAUCCAUUCAAAGACAAAUCGUACUGCAUUACAUUGUCCAACGAUCAAUUAUCAAUGAAUACUUGCACAGUUAAUUUGAAAAUUGACUCAACUUGUAAUGAAAUUACUCAUACACAAAAUCUUCAAUAUUCUGGCAAUGUGUACGUUCGUCAAAAAAAUAAAAUCUAUCUGGAUGGCAAAACCAUUCUUAAAAUACCAUGGGAAUGUACGGCUAAAAGAAUUUGCAAUUUGACAGACGAACCAAUCCAUCGAAUAACAAAUCAAGUUCAAAAUAAUUUGCGACAACUUUUUGUUAUGAAUAUGAACAAUGAGAUUAUUACUGAAAUUGGUGAAGGUGAAUUAGUGUAUUUGGAGCUUAUAUCGAAUUAUGAAAAAUUUGUCAUAAGUACGAAAAUGUGCGCAGUGGCAAGCCUCAAAUUUCCGGAAAGCUAUAAUUCCAAGUCAGUUAUUGACAUGCAUUUAUGUCGGGCAUUUUAUCACUUCAAAUAUUAUGUUGCAGAUGAAAGUAUAAUGAAUUCAUAUCAUAAUCAAACCAUAUUUAUUAGUCAUAUCCCUGCUGUUAUUCAGUACAGCAAUACAUCAUUGCAUCGAUCAAGUGAGAUAUUUCCAGCUCUUCAAAUUAUUCCCCAACAAAAUACUAUAUACUAUAUUUGUCUUGUUCCCUCCGUAAAUGCAUCAAUGGCAUUUAAUGCUGACAACAGUAAAAUACAAGAUUUGUGUGAUAUGUCAAACAAUCGAAUAAGGUUGUCACCAGCUGAUCAUUUAUUCGUUACGAAGCUGACCAUAAGAAAUUCCCUUUCAUCUCAUCAUAUCAAAUGUACUCUGCUAUCGUGUCUCGAUUUGAACCAAGUAACUUUUAUCUGCUGCUUCUUACUACUAACGAAUUUAGCUGUUUGUGUGACAGUGAUCUGGGUAUGCAAACGAAAGCAACAGUUAAAACAGCACCAACUUCAGUACACCUUUAGUCAGAAUUUACAUUCAGAAAAGCUGUUAAAUGAUUCUCUGAACUGUUCCAUGUUACCUACUAUUACACCAGAAAUUGUUGAAGCACAUCAAAAAUCAGUUCACUGUAAUGAGCUUGAAGCUUAUUUGAACUCUAAGGUUUAUGAUGACUUUAAACCCUCUAAUAGCACUAACUGUCCCAAAUGCAUGGGUUCUGCGAUAAAGCAAACCGAUUCUUUAUUAUCUUAUCAAAAAAUAGGACGCAUGAGUCAAGUGCCCUCAAACGAAGAUCUUAUCUACCUUAGUUUAUUAAAUGGGCAUUCAAUAACAACUCUCCACAACUGCAAGCAACAGCCAAUAUCAGAAACAUUGACGAAUAAUUUAACUUCCGAGAAUUUUGAUGUUUAGUUUGAGGACAGAGAUUUAUAGAUAAGUUAUAUGAAUGAUUGGUAAAACUGAAUGAAUAAUUAAAUAAUAACAUCAAGUUAAUAAUUGC